Molecule: messenger RNA, 3505 nt
Organism: Myotis davidii
Lineage: Eukaryota; Metazoa; Chordata; Mammalia; Chiroptera; Vespertilionidae
Gene: GPR89A
Product: G protein-coupled receptor 89A
Exons: 12
Coding region: 129-1508 (459 amino acids)
Biological process (GO): intracellular pH reduction
Cellular component (GO): Golgi cisterna membrane
Molecular function (GO): voltage-gated monoatomic anion channel activity
Source: RefSeq, a predicted model, not a curated record
AGGCGGAGCGGCCUCAGUCCCCGCCGACGCCCGGGGCGAAGGCCACUGAUGUAAGGGGCUGAGCAGCCCGAGCUGCUGCGGUCGUAGGGAGCGGGCAAUGGAGGCACGCACUCUCCCCGCACGUCACCAUGAGUUUCCUAAUAGACUCCAGCAUCAUGAUUACCUCCCAGAUACUUUUCUUUGGAUUUGGGUGGCUCUUCUUCAUGCGCCAACUGUUUAAGGACUACGAGGUGAGAAGAGAUCAUUUUGAUGAUGCUAAUAUUGAGGAGGAUGUGACAGGCUUUGCCGUGUCUUGCAGCUCCCGUUACUUCCACUGGAAACUGAACCUGUGCGUCAUUCUGCUGAUCCUGGUCUUCCUGGUGCCUUUCUACAUCGGCUAUUUUAUUGUGAGCAACAUCCGCCUGUUGCACAAACAGCGACUGCUUUUUUCCUGUCUCUUAUGGCUGACUUUUAUGUAUUUCUUCUGGAAACUGGGAGAUCCAUUUCCCAUUCUCAGCCCAAAACACGGGAUCCUGUCCAUAGAGCAGCUCAUCAGCCGGGUGGGUGUGAUCGGUGUGACUCUCAUGGCUCUUCUUUCGGGAUUCGGUGCUGUCAACUGCCCGUACACGUACAUGUCCUACUUCCUCAGGUGGUUUAUGCUUCUUGCCGAGCUGUUUGUCAUUUGUUUGUUAUUUGGGGACUUUGUUUGUUUCCAUUGCAGGAUGGCAAUGACCCGGAGAACCAUGUUCCAGAAGGGGGAGGUGCAUAACAAGCCGUCGGGAUUCUGGGGGAUGAUAAAGAGCAUUACCACUUCAGCUCCAGGAAGUGAGAACCUUACUCUGAUUCAACAGGAAGUGGAUGCUUUGGAAGAACUAAGCAGGCAGCUUUUUCUGGAAACAGCUGAUCUACAUGCUACCAAGGAGAGAAUAGAAUACUCCAAAACUUUCAAGGGGAAAUAUUUUAAUUUUCUGGGUUACUUUUUCUCUAUUUACUGUGUUUGGAAAAUUUUCAUGGUAAGUAUAUUAUUUUCACCUGUCAGAGUUCAGGUGAUCUUCCCUGGUAAUGGCAGAAAGAGGAAAGUGGGUUUGAUGGAGGCAUGGAACUUUAAUCUUCACAUCUCUCUAAGCAGAGAUUUAACAGAUUUAUUCUUUCUAUUUUGGUGGCAGGUGAAGUUCUGGUCCCAGCACAUUUCCUUCAUUCUGGUUGGAAUAAUCAUUGUCACGUCUAUCAGAGGACUGCUGAUCACGCUUACCAAGUUCUUUUACGCCAUCUCUAGCAGCAAGUCCUCCAACGUCAUCGUCCUGCUGUUAGCACAGAUAAUGGGCAUGUACUUCGUCUCCUCGGUGCUGCUGAUCCGCAUGAGCAUGCCCCUGGAGUACCGCACCAUCAUCACCGAAGUCCUUGGGGAGCUGCAGUUCAACUUCUACCACCGCUGGUUCGACGUGAUCUUCCUGGUCAGCGCGCUCUCCAGCAUCCUGUUCCUCUACCUGGCUCACAAGCAGGCACCAGAGAAGCAUAUGACACCUUGAACUCACGGCUGUUGCAGACUGAACAGGCCAGUGAUGUCCACAUUUAGAUAGAACAAGGGAAAGUGGAGGGGACCGGGGCCUGGCAUUUUUUAUACAAACAAGAUGCUGCGGUAGCCUAUUCCACUGCAGCUAUGCCUUCCUCCCAGACGGUACGCUGAUGGUGAGCCGCACUGGUUGGAGCAGAGAGCAGAGAGCCAGGUACCUGAAGCUAGCACGCAGCCGAGAGGUUCCUGUGGGUUUGAGGCUGGUGCGGCGUUGGGAGGGGGAGAAGUCCACUGGAGUCCGGGGUAAGCGAGUCCGCGGCAGCUGGGCCACGCGGGUGGGGUUUCUGCUGAAGUCGAGGUUCACAUGGAGGAAGUUUUGGCUUCCCUGAGAUUGACUGUCAUUAAAAUCCGAGAUUGUAAGUCUGGCCUUAGCUUUAUUUCAUCAAGGACAGCUCCGUGUUUGCUUGUAUGAUCUCACAUGAGUUAGCUACCCCCCCUCCCCCAAUCCUUACCCCAUGAAAAUAACCAAGAGCUUGUCUGUUCUUUCCUGGGGUAGGAUGGGGUGCAACUGAAAGAGAUUCUACCAAGAGAGAUUUCAGGGGUGCCAUUUUUCCUGAUUUCCUUUCACUUAAUAUCAUGUAAGAGUGAAUUAUUCUACAUUCAAUUAAGUAAUGAUGGCUCAUAUUUUCUUCCCUUCUGCCCCUCAUACUGUGGGUAAAACAAUGAAUAACUGCUAACUGGAAUAAGUCACUUUUUUCUCCGACUCAGUUUCUUCAUCUGUAAAAGGAAGAUGUUGGAAAAGUUGUAGAACACUCAGAAAUGCCAUUUAAGAAAAAUCCUUAAUUUUACUACCAGGAAGUCUCUAUUACUAAGGUCUUAUUCUGAAUUUUAUUUUGUUUUUGGUUCCUAGAGGCAAAACAAAAAUUAAAGCAUGAAAUGCUUACCAAAAACACAAUUCAGGUUAGAUCAGUUAACAGGGAAGAUUCAAGCAACUCAAAAGACAUUUUUAAUGGCAUUUAUUUUAGUAACCACACAUUCUUUAAAAAGCAUAAUUUUAACAGGCAAACUCACGUCCUUUCAUUAGCAGCUUCACAUUUACAGAUUUAUGAAUCGUCUCUGGUGCUCAAGGCGCCCAUAGAAGUAAGAGAUCAUCAUACAGAGAAAUACAGUUACGGUGAAGCUUGGAAGAGAUUACAUGAAAAGAAUCUGGUCCCGCCUUAGCUUCUCCUAAGUUGACCAUAAAUAAGCCAUCAUCAAUAGGCACUCGAGACAAAUGACAACAGAAAACAACUGCACGUAAGGGGCCAGUUUCCAGAGCAUUUUUUGCCAAAGACGGCAGGUGGGUGGCCACUCAUCCCUCGGAAAGGAUUCCUAUCAAAUACCCAGAAACCGCGCUCAGCCACAGCCGCAGUUCGUUCUCAUCACAGCCUUGUAUCCUCAGAAUUGGAAGAAGACUGCGAGGCUGUACUGUGGGCCUGUGCAAGAGAAGGCGAAGGGUCUGUGAGUGCUGGAGCGUGGACAUAAGCCAGGGGGUGGGGUCAUGACUAGAAGCUAGGUGACGCGACUUCUACACUUGGCUUGGCUUUCAGCUUGCUGUCUGAAACCAAUUUCCUUUCUGUAACUGACUCCCUGCAGAGAUGUUAUAGAAUUCUUGAAAGACAACGAGAAUACUUUCUCGUUAAGAAAUCUACAAUAUGAUCAGUGGCUAUUACGUGUGCCUUGUCUGAAUAUUUGUCUCUCCCCCAAAUGCAUAUGGUGAAAUCCUUAUCCCCAAGGUGAUAGAAUGAGGGCAUGGCCUGGGGGUGUGAUGAAGUCAGGAGGGCAGAGCUGGGAUUGUGCCCUCAAAAAAGAGGGCCCCAGGGCUCCCCAGCUCCUGCCACCCUGGAGGGGCAGAACAAGAAGUCCGGGUCUGCAGCCUUGGAGAGGCCUUCAUGGGCACCAAUCUGCCGCCACCUUGAGCUUGGACUCCCCAGCCUCCAGAAUUGUGAGAAAUAAAUGUUUGUUGUUUACAAA